Molecule: messenger RNA, 1246 nt
Organism: Leptopilina boulardi
Lineage: Eukaryota; Metazoa; Arthropoda; Insecta; Hymenoptera; Figitidae
Gene: Rbp1
Product: RNA-binding protein 1
Exons: 7
Coding region: 167-658 (163 amino acids)
Biological process (GO): mRNA splicing, via spliceosome
Cellular component (GO): nuclear speck
Molecular function (GO): RNA binding
Source: RefSeq, a predicted model, not a curated record
UGACAGCUUUCUAAAAAGGGAUUUAGCGGCAGCAAGGCGCUUGUCUUCGACGCCAUUUUGCUGUCACUGAUUUUGUGGAGUGCGGAGAAGAGAAACGAAUUACGUUUACAAGUAAUUAGAGUGAAAUAAUUACAUUAGUUCUUGAAAGUUUUGUUCACCAAUAAUAAUGGCACGUUAUCGUGAAUGGGAUUUAUCCUGCAAAGUUUAUGUCGGAAAUUUGGGAAGUAAUGCCAGUAAGCACGAAAUUGAAAGCGCAUUCAGUAAAUAUGGUCCAUUGAGAAAUGUGUGGGUUGCCAGAAAUCCACCAGGAUUUGCUUUUGUCGAAUUUGACGAUCCCAGAGAUGCCGAAGAUGCAGUUAGAGGAUUAGACGGAACUCGUUGUUUUGGAACAAGAGUACGUGUCGAAAUGUCUUCAGGUAGAAGUCGUCGUGGUGGCGGAGGACGUAGACCAGGUCCUCGAUAUUCUCCAAGGUCGAGAUCACGAAGUCAAGGAAGAAAAAGUGGCAGUCGGUACCAGAGAUCCAAUUCAAAGAGUCCUCGAAGAUCAUCAAAUAAUCGGCACUCGAGAUCUCGUUCACAUUCACCACGCAGAAGAUCUAUGUCUCGAAGCCGAAGCCGAGAUCGUCGUUCUCGAUCAGACUCCCGUGACAGACGUUAAGGUGCUAAAAAUGGAAAUGACAAGUGGACAGAAAGAAGAACAGCGAAAAAUGUUUUUAUUGUAUAUAAAAAAGAAGAAAAGGAAAGAUCUUAAAACUUGAACAAGCGAAACAUUUGAUUACAAUAAAUAUAUAUAUAUAGUGAAAAAUGGUACACACUCACAAAAAUUACACAUGCAUAGAGAUAAUUGCAUAAUGUAUUCUAUUUUUCACUGAAAUUGUUUCAAGAAAUUAUGGAAUUAUCUAUUUGGACGAUUAAAAAAAAUUAUAAUAAUUGUGAAAAUUAUUAUUUUUGAUUCUAUGAUCAAAAUAAUUUGAUAUUUAUGGUGUUUUAUCUCUUAAGAAAAGAUAUAUUUCUUAAUUUUUCAUUUUUGAUCAUGAAUUUAAAAAAAUCUACUUUUAACAGCAAUCAAGUUAAUACUUCUUUUUUUUCUCUUAUAAGUCAAAUGAUAUAAUGUCAUAAAAGAAAAAAAAGUAUAGGCAUAUUUAAUAAUCAAUAGGCCAAAACGGAAGUAAAUGUUUUAUGUUGUAUUCAUUUUUUGUACUCCUAAAAAGUUAAGAUUAAUAAAGAUGUAAUUGUAUAACCAACA